UCCUCAUAGACUUUCGGUACAGCUCCCAGUUCACGUCGUAGCUGUCUGAGGGAAACGACUGUCUUGCCUGCCAUACUCCGCUACCGCCGUAGACGCUCUCUUUAUACGCUUCAGCCACCGCCAGUUGGUGGUCAUACUCGGCUCUUCUCUUCGGACUACUGAGAAUGCGAUAGGCUUCGCUCACGGCAACGAACGCUCUAGUGUCCGAAUCCGACUUCUGCUGGGGAUUGCUGUCCGGAUGAUACCGCUUGGAAAGGUUGACAAACGCGGCUCUAAUCUCCGUCCUGUUGGCACUUCUCCCAACUCCUAGCACCUGGUAGUGGGUCCUGAGGGACUCUUCCUUUGUGUACACCGUCCCAGUGUGCAGCGUCGAGUGUCUGGACUGCUGUACGACGCUCCUGCAGAACCUGCAAAAACAUCUCCGCAGCAGCAUUUGUUUUCCCCCUAAAUAGUGCACACCUUAAGUGCACGUGAGCUGUGCACCCCACCCAAAUUUUGCAGCGGCUAGGCUGGGAGGUCGUGAUCGUCGGUCACUCCGUCGUCUUUGUUCCUCGUCACUUGGUCUCAAGCGUGUGGUGUCUGGAUCACACCGCUCUCUGACGGUUCUGUGGGCCGUGCAUGUCGAAGAUCGAUAAGCGCUCUUACCAAGAGCUGGAAGGCAUGGCAUUAGAGAAAGGCGUUGGGAAAACUUUGCUGCAAAGCGAAGACGAGAUAGAGCGCGUGCCGGUGACGGGCGUGGCGACGAGCUGCUGUACCGUUGUCCUCACCAUCAUCUCAGGCCUCACUAUCCUCCUCCUCUUCCCCUUCUCCCUCCUCUACGUCAUCAAGGUGGUUCCGCAGUAUGAGAGGGCAGUGAUAUUUCGACUGGGGAGGAUCAAGGACGACGAAGCCAAGGGACCCGGAAUCUUCUUCCUGAUGCCUUGCAUCGACCAGUUUGUGCCGGUCGACGUACGAACCAAAUCCUUUGACGUGCCUCCACAACGGAUCCUGACCAAGGACAGUGUGACGGUCAACGUGGACGCCAUUGUCCAGUUCAGGAUCCGGGAUCCAGUGGCAUCCAUCAAAUUCGUCGUCAAUGCGGCCAACGCAACUCGUCUCCUUGCCCAGACCACUCUCAGGAACACCCUCGGAGGCCACACCCUCUCCGAGAUCCUCAGCUCCAAGGACACCAUCCAGAACCAGAUGUGUAAUGAUUUGGAUGAUGCGACUGAUAGGUGGGGCGUCGAUGUUCAGAAAGUGGAAAUCAAGGAUGUCCGUCUGCCUCGAGAGAUGCAGCGAGCCAUGGCUGCCGAGGCUGAGGCCACUCGUGAAGCCUCUGCCAAGAUUAUUUCCGCCAAGGGUGAGCUCGACUCCUCCCGUGCUCUGAAGGAAGCUGCGGACAUGAUUGCCACGCCCACUGCCCUCCAGCUGCGUUACCUUCAGACCCUGAACACCAUCGCUGCUGAGAGAGGCUCUACCAUCAUGUUUCCCAUCCCCAUGGAGAUCAUGGGCCACACUGCAAUGGGAGGUGCUGCUCCGCAGACCAGCAUCUGAAAGACUGUUCGCUAGUUAUGUCUACUAUAUACCAGGAAAAUAAAUGUGAAUGUAGCCGAUACAAAUUUACAGUGUGUAAAUAAAUUUUGCUAAAAGAAAAAUUGAAACAGCGGCUGCGCAUGCGUAUAUCCGUGCGAAUAAUUAGAACCGCGAAAUUCUGUAAAGGUGCGGCCGGCUGUGAGCGGAGUGCAGCAGCUAGUUGGCCAGCUUUCCAGCUCAAGAGGCUAGCUAGAGACUGAGCCAGAAGUCAGGAGAAGCCAAUCGACGCGAUGGCUUCGCACGCUGUGGUGGUGGACGAGGAAGAGGAGCCGAGAUCAAAGAUUGGAUCGCCGGGCCAAAGGAAGGACGUUGCUGACGAUGAUAGCGGAGACCUCGGCUGCUGCUUUUACAUCCUCGCCUUUUUCUCCUUCCUCAUCGUCAUCUUCUUCUUCCCCAUCUCACUCAUCUGGAGCGUGAAGAUUGUGAAGGACUAUGAGAGAGCUGUCAUACUGAGGCUGGGGAGGCUUGUUUCUACGAAAGCCAAGGGACCAGGUAUUUUCUUUGUCCUUCCCUGCAUUGAUGAUGUCCGGGUGGUCAACUUGAGAACUGUGACUUUUGAUGUCCCUCCACAAGAGGUGGACACACACCCAACCCAACUCAUUCUGACUAAAGAUUCCGUGACGUGUCGCGUUGACGCAGUGGUCUAUUUCAGAAUUAGCGACCCCAUCAAGUCGGUCAUAAGUGUCGAGAAUGCCCUCAACUCCACGUACCUGCGAGCUCAGACCACACUCCGCAACAUCCUCGGCACCAAGAACCUGAAGGAAAUCCUCUCCGAGAGGGACAUCAUCAGAGCAGAGAUGAGCGUGAGUUAACCCCUCUCGUUCGGGUUAAUUGUGUGCCAUGUGUGAUGACGAGUGGUGUGUGUUUUGUGUGCAGAGGAUGCUGGAUGUAGCCACUGAUCCAUGGGGAGUAAAGGUGGAGAGGGUGGAAAUGAAGGAUGUGAGUCUGCCUCAAGACAUGCAGAGAGCCAUGGCUGCCGAGGCUGAAGCCACCAGGGAGGCAAACGCCAAAGUGAUAGCCGCCAAUGGAGAGAGGGGUGCGUCGGAGAAGCUGCGCCAGGCGGCCGACAUCAUCGAUGAGUCCCCGGCCUCCCUCCAGCUGCGCUAUCUGCAGACCCUCAACACCAUAUCUGCAGAGAACAACCACACCUACGUCUUUCCCCUGCCCAUCGACCUGCUCAUGAAGUUCUUUGGGAAGCAGUGAUGGCCGCUCUACCUGUGGCAGACUGGAAUAUAUACUUUUUCGUAUAGAACUGAUACAUUAUGUAGUGUAGCAUGCAUGUGUCAAAAAUUUUUUUGCGAGAGGAUAAUGCGGUUAACAGA
This is a messenger RNA of Geodia barretti, 2894 nucleotides long. The record is from the annotation of a GenBank genome assembly. Lineage: Eukaryota; Metazoa; Porifera; Demospongiae; Tetractinellida; Geodiidae.